AUGGAGCCCCCACCAAGUCUCCGCACCAUCCUUGCCCUUGGAGUAUUGAUAUUUCUUCCGCUUGUUAACUCCUGGCCGACCUCGGAUCGAACCCCAGACCUCCACAAGACUACUCUCGCCGACGACGUUUCCUUUCUUCUCUACGACCCAUGGCCUGCCCGCGUAGGUUUAGAACCACAUUAUGGCGGCCAGCGAACCCUGUGGCUCAGGAAACGAGAGUGCCUGGAGAACGGCAGUAACUACUGUUUUGCCGAGAAGGACGGCUUUUGCCCGGAUUGCGGAGGCACUACCGUCACCUCGACAAAGACGGUGCAGACGACUUUAACGCAUACCGAGGUGGAGGUCGUGACUGUGCAUUUGCAAGUCGAGGAGACCUUGACUGUUAACUCGAUCGUUACAACAACCAUCACAUCUGAUCAAGGCACCCAGACUGAGGUUACAUAUGUGACGACGACGCUGGUGGUGAAACGACAUGUUCCCGCUCUCACACCGGACGCCGAAUCCGCCACGCCGACCCGAGUAAAGGCAAGAAGCGAUUUGCCCUCCGGAGCUUUGGCAAGGACCUUUGUAGUCUUAUGGAGGGGGUUAAUCUUUGGCGGCAACCUCCACCCCCUGCUCGACGACAGCCUACCUAUCUCUCCAACCGAGGCAAGACAUUGUACACUUCGCAGCGCCUCGAAGUUACAGCGUCGCCAGAAUGAUGGCAGCACGUCAACUUCGACGGUCAUCGUCACCACCACUGAGGUAUCUCGAACUACCGUAAAAGACUCGAAAACUACGACGAAUCUCGAAACGACUACCAUCACCACCACUAUCUAUUACACGAGCACGAGAGUUGUCGGUGCGCGGGAAACAGUAUCCAGCACCUCAACGGUUACAGUCUCCUCUAAACAGCCCAAUACACGCACAAUAACGUCGACAAGCACGUUCCUCGUCGACCCAACCGAGAUGCCCCAAACUGGUAACACAUCACCGACCGACGCCCCAAAUUCGCAAACGGCUGCCGAAGACUCCAAGUCGAAGCGCCUCCCAACAGGUACCAUCGUCGGUAUCGGCGUCGGAUCGGGCAUUGCCGCCCUUGCCAUCGGCAUCCUCGUAUUCCUUCUCUGGCGGCGCUCCAAGAACAAGAAGCAAGCCCAGGGCGGGUUCCCGCCGGACUUUAUCCUCGCGCCCGCUCCCGCACCCAUCCCCCCUUCUCCCCGGAAGCGAAGCGGCACCUACCCUUCGUCUACGCCGUGGGCCAGACCAGCGAAUAGUUCCCCUCCCAGCACUCGGGGCCACAACCGGUCUAUAUCCGAGGCCACGACGCAGGUCCCCUCGUCCCAUGUGUCGGUGGAGCUUCAUGGAGAUUCUGCACCGAGGGGUGGAUGGCUGCCUUCGAGAGCCUUUGAUCCGCCGCCCGAGCAAACGGAGAGGCCGCAGAUGAGGACGAUUCCUCAUCCUAGUACAAGUACCGUGGGGCGAAUGACCAGAUUUGCAGAACUAGACACUUAA
Molecule: messenger RNA, 1494 nt
Organism: Scedosporium apiospermum
Lineage: Eukaryota; Fungi; Ascomycota; Sordariomycetes; Microascales; Microascaceae
Exons: 3
Coding region: 1-1494 (497 amino acids)
Source: RefSeq, a predicted model, not a curated record